AUGGCCACUAUUAAGCCCAUCGAGGGCCGCACCGUGCAUCAAAUACAAUCUGGCCAAGUCAUCGUUGAUCUCUGUUCUGUUGUCAAGGAAUUAGUCGAAAACAGCAUCGAUGCGGGCGCCAGUAGCGUAGACGUUCGCUUCAAGAAUCAGGGUCUCGAUUCGAUCGAGGUUCAAGACAACGGCUCAGGCAUCUCGCAUGACGACUACGAUACUAUUGCCUUGAAGCACUACACUUCGAAGCUUUCAACCUACUCCGAUCUAGCAACUCUUGAGACAUUUGGUUUCCGUGGUGAAGCCCUGUCUUCACUAUGUGCCCUAUCGCGGUUCAGUAUCGUCACUUGCCUAGCAAAGGACGUUCCCAAAGGCACCAGACUCGAAUUCGAAAUUUCAGGCAAACUGGGCAAUACCAGUGUUGUUGCUGCUCAGAAAGGCACCAAUGUCAUCGUCGAGAAUCUUUUCCAUAAUCUGCCAGUCCGUCGUCGCGAACUCGAACGCAACAUUAAAAGAGAAUGGAACAAGGUCAUUUCGCUCCUCAACCAGUAUGCCUGCAUCCAGACAGGUGUCAAAUUUACCGUAUCACAGCAGCCCAGCAAAGGCAAACGCAUCGUUCUAUUCUCCACCAAAGGCAAUCCGACAACCCGUGAGAACCUCGUCAAUAUUUUUGGCGCCAAGACGAUGAUGGUUCUGGUCAAGCUGGACAUGUCGCUAGAUUUCGACCCCACUGUCAGUCGUGGUGUGAAAAAUGCACAGAGGAGUGAAAAGGUUUCUACUGAAGUCCGUGUUCAGGGCUACGUCAGUCGGCCAGCGCAUGGCGAAGGCCGCCAGACUCCAGAUCGCCAGAUGUUUUUCGUCAACGGGAGGCCUUGCGGCUUGCCUCAGUUUGCUAAAGUUUUCAACGAGGUUUACAAGGCAUACAACUCGUCACAAUCCCCCUUUAUAUUAGCAGACAUUCAACUCGACACACAUCUGUAUGAUGUCAACGUCAGCCCUGAUAAACGCACCAUCCUCUUGCAUGACCAAAAUCGAAUGUUGGAAAACUUAAGAGAGGCCUUGGCUGCUCUCUUCCGAUCACAGGACUACUCUAUACCAGUGGGGCAGUCGUACACGCAAAAGCUUCAUCGAGGUACCCAAGGCACCGUAAUCAACACGGAGGUCGACGGCGACGGCAAAGGUACUCAAACCGAGGCACAAAAUACCAAGAAGUCGACGUUCACAGCGAAUGAGCCACGCCCAGCCGUCCAGAACCACGGUUCAAGCUCUGAGGAUGAAGACGAUCGAUUCCCACCGCGCAGCAAACAAGUCCGGAAGACUCGUGCGACACAGCAAAAGAAGACAUCACCCGCAGACCUACAGUCGCAAAAUUUGAUGAGUCGCUGGGUUGGAAGAACAGCAAAAGAUAGUCGAGAACCCGACGAGCCGCGGUUGAAUAGGGGGGGCGAUACCAGGAUAUCGACAACUCCUGGAGAGCCUGGUGAAUCACGAGGAGAAGAUGAAGUUGCUGAAGAGCCGCCAGAGUCCCCAGUGAAGGUGCUGGAUACUACGCCAGCAGACACACUAGAAACCCCUCGGAGGGUGCUAGACUUUCGUGCUCGUCUCGCCGAGCUGGAUGAGCGAGAGGACCCCGAAGCACCGUCAAAACAUGUACCAAGCACCUCUGAAGGCGGAAAAGCCUCUAACCAAGCUGAGAUCCCAGCCGUUACGCCGAUUAGGACUCCGGCAGACAACAGCAUGCCGGCAGUGGCGCCACGAAUGUCGAAAAGACAUGCUCCAGAUGUUGCUACUAUCAUCAUUGGAGACUCCACCGUCGUAGGGUCAGCAGAAAUACACGCUAAAAAAUUGAAGCUUGAUCAGGGGACAGGACAUGCAAAAUCCCCCAUUAGCAAACCCACGGCCUUAGGUUCAUCCUUCGGCUCUCGUUUGACACAGAUAUUCUCAGCCAAUCGAUCUAGAGAUGAGGCGGGAAAUGCCAAUGACAGUUUGCAAGAUCUAGACAAGAUCAGCGCAGCCACAGAUGUUGGUAGCCAAGCAAACGGGUCCGAUUUGCCCAGUUCCUUUAGAGAGAAUCAUUCAAGCGAGGCAACGGAGACUGAUAGCUUUGUUGAAGAGUUACCAAGUAUCCCAGGAGAACUCCACAGCCAAAUCGAUGCACACAGCUUCAAGUCAUCUCGUUUUGACGACGAUGCAGCCCUGGAUCAGUCUGUUGCAACUGAGCACCAGCCUGAGGAAGGUGAGUUGGAACGAGCUGAGGCUUCCAGUAAGAGGCCCAGUGCUCUCAAAGCCGGAGUCAAGCGGAAGGAUGCCACUCUACAACAUGAGCAAAGCAUAAAGAUCAAUGAGGGGGGUCUGCACACUCAAAUGAGAUUGUGGGCAUCUGAAAUGAAGCGAGCAAAUUCACGUCAAACCAACACCCUCAGUGCCUCGGGCUUAGAGUCGCAAGAUGCUGAAGAAGUCCUUUCCCUCAUUAUUACAAAAGCUGACUUUGGAAAGAUGACUAUCGUUGGCCAAUUCAACCUGGGUUUCAUCAUCGCUGUCCGUUACGCAUCAGGCAAAGGGGACGGUGGUAGUUCUAGCAGCGAUGACGAGCUCUUCAUCAUUGACCAGCAUGCUUCGGACGAGAAGUACAACUUCGAACGACUGCAGUCGACGACAGUCCUACAAUCACAGCGACUUGUGCAUCCGAAGCAGCUCGAACUCACGGCUCUUGAGGAAGAAAUUGUGAUGGAGAACAUUGCUGCCUUGAACACCAAUGGCUUUCUGGUGGACGUGGACCGGUCCGGCAAUCAACCUGUGGGAUUACGAUGCAAACUUCUCGCUCUCCCUCUAAGCCACGGGACGACCUUUACGCUAUCUGACCUCGAAGAAUUGAUAUCUCUCCUGGGGGACUAUCAAUCUAACGAGGGCGUCUCCGCCCCACGACCCUCCAAGGUCCGUUCAAUGUUUGCCAUGCGUGCCUGCCGGAGUAGUGUCAUGAUCGGAAGGGCUCUGGCGCAUCAGCAGAUGGAGAAGCUUGUCCGUCACAUGGGCGAGCUGGAUAAGCCUUGGAAUUGCCCCCACGGACGACCAACAAUGCGCCAUUUGAGUGGGCUCGGCUCUUGGGAUGAGAUAGGGUGGAAGGAGGACAGACCAGGCGUGGACUGGGCCACAUAUGCCCGGGGCUAA
Messenger RNA from Colletotrichum gloeosporioides, 3159 nucleotides. Its product is annotated as Mismatch repair endonuclease PMS2. Gene Ontology annotation, cellular component: MutLalpha complex. Bases 1 to 3159 code for a protein of 1052 amino acids. Gene Ontology annotation, molecular function: ATP hydrolysis activity; mismatched DNA binding; ATP binding. The transcript has 3 exons. The record is from RefSeq and is a predicted model, not a curated record. NCBI's taxonomy places the organism in Eukaryota, Fungi, Ascomycota, Sordariomycetes, Glomerellales, Glomerellaceae. Gene Ontology annotation, biological process: mismatch repair.